AUGUCCUUUGGACUUACAAACACUCCGUCGGUAUUCAUGGACCUCAUGAACCGACUCUUCAUGCCAUACUUAGAUCGGUUUGUGAUCGUGUUCAUUUAUGACGUCUUGGUUUACUCCAAAAGCCAGGAGGAACACGAGCAACAUUUGCGCACGGUCCUGAGUACGCUGAAGGAAAAUCAACUGUAUGCCAAGCUAUCAAAAUGCGAGUUUUGGGAAAGGGAAGUAAAGUUCCUAGGGCAGGUAGUGAAAGAAGAAGGCAUCGCGGUCGAUCCCGCUAAAGUUGAAGCAGUAUCCAAGUGGGACCAGCCCACCACAGUCACCGAAGUUCGAAGCUUUUUAGGCAUGGCAGGAUAUUAUAGGCGCUUCAUCAAGGAGUUCUCUAGGAUCGCGGGACCACUCACCCAACUAACGAAGAAGAACGCUCAAUUCACAUGGGACGAGAACACGAAGGCAGCCUUCCAGAAGCUAAAAAUGAGGCUGACAUCUGCACCAGUACUCCCCCUCCCACAAGAAGGAGAAUAG
Molecule: messenger RNA, 522 nt
Organism: Magnolia sinica
Lineage: Eukaryota; Viridiplantae; Streptophyta; Magnoliopsida; Magnoliales; Magnoliaceae
Exons: 1
Coding region: 1-522 (173 amino acids)
Source: RefSeq, a predicted model, not a curated record